This is a messenger RNA of Pichia membranifaciens NRRL Y-2026, 267 nucleotides long. RefSeq lists its product as hypothetical. The record is from RefSeq and is a predicted model, not a curated record. Lineage: Eukaryota; Fungi; Ascomycota; Pichiomycetes; Pichiales; Pichiaceae. The transcript has a single exon. The coding region runs from base 1 to 267 and encodes 88 amino acids.
AUGUCUGCCGAAGAAACCGUCAACCAAGCCACCCAAUCUGCCGAAGCCGCUGUCGACAACGUCCAGAAGACCGAACAGAAGGAGUCCGCCACCUUCGUCGACAAGGUCGAGGACGCUGCCAAGAAGGCCAGCGAGGAGAUCAAGAAGGAGGCCGACGCCGUCAGAGAAGAAGCCAAGAAGACGUCUGCCAAGGUCAACAGCGAGUUGGAGAAGUCCUCCAACCCAUUGAAGAAGCUCGGCAACUACUUCAAGAAGGUCUUCAACUAG